Messenger RNA from Terrapene triunguis (Three-toed box turtle), 1043 nucleotides. Its product is annotated as proteinase-activated receptor 4-like. The record is from RefSeq and is a predicted model, not a curated record. Gene Ontology annotation, molecular function: thrombin-activated receptor activity. The transcript has a single exon. Gene Ontology annotation, biological process: phospholipase C-activating G protein-coupled receptor signaling pathway; thrombin-activated receptor signaling pathway; blood coagulation. The annotation marks the transcript as partial. NCBI's taxonomy places the organism in Eukaryota, Metazoa, Chordata, Testudines, Emydidae. Gene Ontology annotation, cellular component: membrane.
CAUCCAGUCAAAUCAAAGGCCGAGCCAUGAUCCGCCUCCCAGCCAGCGAGGAGGCCGGCAGGAACGCCACAUUCUCCAGCUCCUGGCUGAAGUCUUACCUCCGUAGCCCAGUGACCACGCUGCUCCUCCCCACACUCUACUCCACGGUGCUGCUGGUCGGACUGCCAGCCAAUGCCCUGGCUUUCUGGGUGUUGGCCACCAAGACCAAGAAAUGCGCCUCCACCCUCUUCCUGCUCAACCUGGCCGGUGCUGACCUGAUCUUCACCUUCCUGCUGCCCUUCAAGAUCUCUUACCAUCUGCUGGGCAACGACUGGCUCCUUGGGGACUACGCAUGCCGUGCCCUGGUCACCCUCUUCUAUGGGAACAUGUACGGCUCCAUCCUCUUCCUCACCUGCAUCAGCCUGGACCGCUACAUCUCGCUGGUGCACCCCUUCCUGUGGAGGGGCUCCCGGCAUGUCUGGCAGGCGGCGGGAGUCUGUGUGGGUGUCUGGCUGGCCGUGGGGCUGGGUUUGAGCCCACUGCUGCGCUACCGCCAUUCCCAGCACGUCCCAGAGCUGAACAUCACCACCUGCCAUGACAUCCUGGAGCCGGACACGGAGCGCGAGCUGGCCUACUACUUCCCUGUGCUGGUGGUGUUGGGCUUCGCCGUGCCCUUCGUGCUCAUCACCGUCUCCUACGGCUGGGUGCUGCGGCGGCUGCUCCGCAAGGGGCGGCACUAUGGCCACGUGGUACGCCUCCUGGCCCUGGUGCUGCUCGUCUUCACCCUGUGCUUCAUGCCCAGCAACGUGCUGCUCUUCUUCCACUACCUGCAGCCCCAGCCCGAGUGGCACAACCUCACCUACAGUUGGUAUGUGCUGGCCCUGGCCGUCAGCGCCUUCAACAACUGCCUCGACCCCUUCAUCUACUUCUACGUCUCCCGGGACUUCCGGGCCCGGCUCCGGGCCAGGCCCUGUUGCCGGAUGGGGCAUAACAAGUCCUCCUCAGGCAGGGCCUCCGAGAAGCAAGUCCUGCCCCAGAGGUCCAGUGAGCAGAGCCAGCCCUAG